CCCUCAAAAACCUACCUUAAUGCCUCCUUUACGCCCGCCCCCCUUUCUCUGUUAUGCUCUCCCUCCGCCUUCACACAUCGGCCUAUCAAAAUCCCUAGAGAUUUUGAGAAAAUUCAGUAAGCAAAAAUGCUCAAGGUUCAUAGAAUCAACCCAGUUGAGUGGAAACCAUCGGCUGUUGUAGCCCUAGCAACAAGCGCCGACGGCUCACAGGUCGCCGCCGCCCGCGCCGACAACUCUCUCGAGAUUUGGCUCGUUUCUCCCGGCACUGCAGGCUGGCACUGCCAGCUAAGAAUACAUGGGGACCCUAAUUUGUCGACAGUGAGUUCGCUGGUGUGGUGUCGGUCGGGGCCGAGAGGUGGAGCGUUGGGCCGAUUGUUGUCUUCCAGCAUUGAUGGUUCGGUCUCAGAGUGGGAUUUGUUUGAUUUGAGACAAAAGGGUGAACAUCUGCAGUGGAAAAUGCUAAUUGGACUUUGUUUUUUCCAUCCUAUUUGCCAUAGACAAUAUUACAUGCUAUUAUCUUGCUGUUGUAACUAGGGACUU
This is a messenger RNA of Erythranthe guttata (spotted monkey flower), 540 nucleotides long. The record is from RefSeq and is a predicted model, not a curated record. Lineage: Eukaryota; Viridiplantae; Streptophyta; Magnoliopsida; Lamiales; Phrymaceae.